AUGUCUGUUUUUUCUGCACAAUCUAGUAUUAAAAGUUUUGUUGAUAGAAAGAUUUCAAUAGAUGAAAGAAAUACUGUUAAUAAGCAAUUAUUAUAUGCAUUUAUUUCUGCAAAUGUGCCAUUUUCUUUUGUAGAAAAUCCUGAAGUAAUCAAGCUUUUUAACACCAUAAGGCCAUCUUACAAAUUACCAUCAAGGAAAACUCUAAGAAUAAUUAUUUUCAAUAAAUACAAAGAAAUAGGUUUGGAUAAAUGGAUAGCUUUUGCAAGUGAUAGUGGACCUGAAUUUGUGAAGUCACAAAGGCUUAUUAGAGAAUUUUCAUAA
This is a messenger RNA of Entrophospora sp. SA101, 321 nucleotides long. Lineage: Eukaryota; Fungi; Glomeromycota; Glomeromycetes; Entrophosporales; Entrophosporaceae. The record is from the annotation of a GenBank genome assembly.